Molecule: messenger RNA, 1038 nt
Organism: Ipomoea nil (Japanese morning glory)
Lineage: Eukaryota; Viridiplantae; Streptophyta; Magnoliopsida; Solanales; Convolvulaceae
Exons: 2
Coding region: 1-1038 (345 amino acids)
Source: RefSeq, a predicted model, not a curated record
AUGACCCCUGGUUUUCGGUCCUCCAAGACCGAUGUUUCGUUGUUUUACUACACUGCAGAACAAUCCCGUGUGUUCUUGCUGGUCUAUGUCGACGACAUUAUUAUGAUGGGCAACAACGACGACCUUGUCACCACUCUACUUAAGCAAUUAUCCACAGCUUUCAAAAUUCGUGACUUAGGUUCACCGGGCUUCUUCUUAGGUAUUGAGACGGUUCGGACAGGUGAUGGUCUGCUGUUAUCACAACGUCGCUACAUGACGGAUCUCCUGGGUCGCUCAGGCAUGGUAGACUGCAAGCCUCUCACCACUCCGACCUCUGUUACUAAAGUGGUCACGCCGUCCGACACCCCUUACGAGAACCCGACACAGUACAGGCGCAUUGUCGGGGCCUCACAGUAUUUAACCAUCACGAGGCCAGAUCUUGCUUAUGCUGUCAACCGACUAUGCCAAUUCAUGCACUCACCAACAGUCGACCAUUGGAAUCUAGUCAAACGUGUUCUCCGUUACGUUAAAGGAACUCUGGAUUAUGGGUUACAACUAACACCGUCAUCGUCGACCACCAUUCACGCCUACUCAGAUUCGGACUGGGCAGGUUGUCCGAUAGACAGGAAGAGUACUACUGGGUUUGCUGUUUAUCUUGGUUCUAAUCUCAUAUCGUGGCUAUCCAAGAAGCAACGUACGGUAGCCCGGUCAUCGACUGAAGCCGAGUACAAAGCUCUCGCUGAUGUGUCUGCUGAAGUCACGUGGGUUGUCUCUUUACUGCAGGAACUCGGUCUUCAUUCUGGUGGUCCAGCAACGCUAUGGUGCGAUAAUCUUGGGGCGACUUACCUGUGCGCCAAUCCAGUUUUUCACGCACGCACCAAACAUGUGGAAAUUUACUACCAUUUUGUUCGUGAUAAAGUUGCAUCAGGGGAUUUUGUUGUCAAUUAUGUGUCCACUACAGAUCAACUAGCCGAUAUACUGACUAAGCCACUACCUUCUACACGGUUUGCAGCUCUACGGGACAAGCUCAAUGUUGCUAUGCUGCCACCUUGUGCUUGA